AUGGGCCAUGAUCAACCUAGAACUCGGACCAGAAGCGCGUCGACCGGAUCCCUCCCGGCGCUCGGUCGCCGGCUGAGCAGCGGGUCUAUCAAAGCAGUCAAAUGGAUUGGCAAGCAAUUCAAGAACAAGAAGCCCACCGACGACUCCGAUUCUGACGAGCUAUGGGGGACCUCCCGCGAGAUCCCGGCGACAGAAGCCGGCACACCAACCGGGGAGGGCGAUCAGCUUGUUGCACAAUCCACCUUGGAGCAUCGCGCCCGACGGGAGAUCCUAGAAAGGCACUGGCAAGAUUUCUACUCAUUUGACUGUAACGCCGUCAAGAUUGCAAACAAACCCAACCCAGCCGAAGGUAGCACCAGACCCUUGACUUCUCUGGCACGAGGUAGGAGGCGCCUAGUGUCCCAGCACUCAUCCAAUGGCCCUAAACACACCCUCGGUCAUUCAUUAAAUGCCUCUAUAGACUGCCUACCUCCACGGGUGCCCCACAGCGCUCUGAGAAUGCGCUCCAUGGAAAGAGAACAUGUCAUCUCCGCCCUACCUAGACCUAGGCCACCUCCCACCAGGCCUUUGCCUCCCCCACCCGUUGCCCUCUACUCCAUUCCUCCCACUCGCCCCCUCAAUAUUUCGCAAAAAUCUUCCUCCAGGUCGGAAACCCCUUCCCAGCUUUCUGAUGCUCCACCCCGAACAUCAGAUUAUGGUAAGAAUUCUCGUUGGACCAAGCUUUAUGACCAGUGA
Puccinia triticina is the source of this 735-nucleotide messenger RNA. RefSeq lists its product as uncharacterized. Lineage: Eukaryota; Fungi; Basidiomycota; Pucciniomycetes; Pucciniales; Pucciniaceae. Bases 1 to 735 code for a protein of 244 amino acids. The record is from RefSeq and is a predicted model, not a curated record. The transcript has a single exon.